Messenger RNA from Cladocopium goreaui, 1023 nucleotides. NCBI's taxonomy places the organism in Eukaryota, Dinophyceae, Suessiales, Symbiodiniaceae. The record is from the annotation of a GenBank genome assembly.
UUUGCUUGGAUCAAGCUCCGAAGACAUCCCUUCCGUCAAUCUGGUCGCCAUGGCUCGCUUUGGGGCUCGCUUUAAAACGGCGGCCUUGCUGGUGUUGCACGUUGGCCAAUGGCAUGCGGCCGUGGCCCAGGCGGCACAGGCUCAGCCUUGCGCAACGUUGUCCGGCCCUGAAGCCCUAACCUGCCAAUGGAAGGAGGAUUCCGAAAAGUGCAUUCAACAGAAAUGCCAGGAUUGCAGUGGAGAUCAAUGUCUCUCGUGUCAGAAGGACACAAAGCUCAUCAAUGAGUGUUGUAAAGACAACGCCCAAGUAACUGCAAGUCCCAUCCUUUGCAAAAGUGCAGCAUUGGCAGCGAGCAUCAACAGUUGCAUCAACUCAAGAUGUAACGGAUGCGCAGGAGAGCAGUGCCAAGUAUGCAAAGAGGAUGAAAACACAAUCUCAAAAUGUUGCGAAGGGGAUUAUCACAAUGUUGAGCUGCCAGAAAUUUGCGGCCAUGAUGAAUCCCACUCAUGUUCUGGUUUGGCUGGUGAAGAACGCUUGACCUGUUCAUGGGGUGAAGAGGUGAGAAGUUGCAUGAAGACCUUUUGCAGCUGCGACACCGAUGAUGCUACCGAUGCCUGCAAACUUUGCCAAGAAGACAUGGCCCAGAUUUCUAUGUGUUGCGAUCAGCAUCGACAAUCGGCGCACCCACCAAGAAUCUGUACAGAUGCCAUUUUGACCCAGGAUGUGAUGAAUUGCAUUGACACCAGCUGCUCAUCUUGUGAAGGUGAGCGAAGCUGCAAGUUGUGCAAGGAGGAUACUAACCUGGUGAAUCAGUGCUGUAUUGAUCACCAACAUGGCCUAGAUCCUCCGCCAAUGUGUCAACACAUCUCACAAUUAGUCCUUCCAUAAGUGAAGUUGGCUAGGUGCCAAAAGGACAUCAUGGGACAUCAUGGGACAAUGCGGAAAGACUGUCAAGGAACAGUCAUUUUUCGGAAAAAUCGGCAACUCGAGCUUAGCUCAGCCAAGUCCCCCCAGAGACAAAA